Molecule: messenger RNA, 2277 nt
Organism: Hypoxylon fragiforme
Lineage: Eukaryota; Fungi; Ascomycota; Sordariomycetes; Xylariales; Hypoxylaceae
Exons: 3
Coding region: 1-2277 (758 amino acids)
Source: RefSeq, a predicted model, not a curated record
AUGGUGGCCGUGGAAGGGGCCGUGCACAAGCAAGACCAAUUUAUGAAUUUCAAGUUCACAUUCCUCCACGCCAAUCAUUAUCACCAAUACCACCAUCACCACCAUCAUCAUCACCAUCUUUUCCUCCUACACCACCACCGCGAUCCCCUUCGAACAGUUUACCACCAUCUCCAGGACUAUUUCCUUUUGGUUCUGUCUAUCCGUCUACAGACUUUGGAACUGUUCAUCGUUCUAAUCCAUACUCUCCUCCUCGUCCUGGAACUCCCCUUUACCAUCGUGCGCGACAGCACCAGAAUUACCCCCGAUACCCCCACAGAGAGCCCCAUUAUCCUGAUCCAGAGGAAGCUGCGCCUCGAUACCCUCAGGAAGACGCGCCCCAAUUUCAGCAGGAAGAAUUUUAUCCGGGAGCAUUACACCAACCCAGAGACUACUUUGAGGAAUUCGUCAGCUCCGAAGCAUAUCGAGUCGAAGAAGAGUACAGUGAGGCCGAUAGAGAUUCAUCGCAUUCUCAAUCUCGUCGCAAUCCUCGUCGCCAAACACGUGAUAGACCAGGUCACUUUAAUCCUCGCCGCCAACUUCGCGGCCCGCCUCGUUUCCACGACCGCCGUUACGAGCCGCCCACUUCUUGUGGCAUGGAUCGCGACGCGCGAAGCAGAAGGUAAGAAUCUCAGCGAAAUAUCAACACAGAACAACCCCCAUGCUAACGAGAGGCAAUCUUCUAGAUACGAUGACGGAGAAGUCACUAGAUAUGGCGCUGGGGAGUCCUAUCGACCGUUCAACUCUAACCGCUCUCCGCGACGGGCUAGAAGCCCUCCACGAGGCCGUAGUCCACCAAUCAUAGACAGCGACCGCUACAUUCCCGGCCGAUCCCCGCGACGUCGCUCGCGCAGCACAGAUCGCUAUCGACGUGAGCCUUCUAGAGACAGGCGAGACACUAGAGAGAUGGGCGACAGCUGGAGACGACGGGAUAGAAGUCGAAGUCUCCGUAGAAGCCCUCCUCGACGAUCUCCUCCUCGACGUAGCCCGCCUCGCAGGAGUCCUCCUCGCAGAUUUUCUCCAAGACGGGAUGAUAGAGAUCGGCUGAGAUCUCCUCGUAGGGGCUACGACUCAAGGUUCCCACCACCACCCCACAAUGACAAUCCCAACGCAGUCCCCCUAACUCUUGCUUUCAGACGAAGAUCUAGAUCUCCUUUUGAUAGAGAUCGCGGUCGAGAGAGAUCGCCCUUACGUCGUUCACCUCCCCCCGUACAAAGAGCUAGCACUUACAGAGUCCGCUCUCGCAGUCCAGAGCGACGAGAUGAUCGGUACGGCCCCUCGUACAGCAGACGCCCUUCGCCACCUCGCGAGUCCGCUAUUUCUUCGGCCAUCCCGUCUCGAGAUACCUCCCGUAGAUCUUCACCCCAUCCUCUCCCUCUCCGUCGCGAUGAUCGUUCACGUCAGCAAUCCCAAAGCCCACCACGACCACGAUCUAGAUCCUCGGCCGGCAUCCCGGUAAGAGAGAGAAGUCCUCAGGGAACCCCCAAAGAGUCGUUUGUACCUCCCAAAUCGCCGCCGCGCGGACCUGCUGCGCUUCGCGUACCUCCCACUGGACCAAGGGAGACUCGUAUCUACGGAGGCCAGUCUGGUGGAGCGAUAGGUCCGCCUCCCAGACCAGCACCCGUCAUGCCUACGGCAUCGAGUCAACAUAAUGUUAGCCCUGGCGCUCCGCCAUCGGGUCCUCGAGGAUACGUAUCAUCACGGGGAGGCGGUUACAGUCGUGGUGGCCGAGGGGGCCCUAGCUGGGGAAGUACGAUUCAGAGUCGAAACUUGCUACCUGCUACAGGUCCCGUUUCCGCGUCAGCAGUCACGGGCGCGAGCAGCAUUCCUACUGGCCCGCGGGCAGGUUCAAUAUCACAAUCAGUCCCCACGACCCCCAUCAACCAGUCGAAGCCAUUCAAUCCCCCUAAAGGGCCCGCAGCCGAAAGCAACCGUCCAAGCCUCGCCCAAUCCUUGCUGCAAUCGCUCCCCCCAAUCAUACCGGGAGGUAAGAUGGACGCGUAUCAUACGGCGAUUGCGACGGGCGUAAUGCCAGAGCUCCAGGCCCAUACAGCGCAGCUCAAGGAGGAAGAAGAGAAGCUCCGUGCUGAGAAGUAUGUCAAGGAAGAAAAAUUGCGCAAAAGCUUAGCCAUGUGGGACAAGUUUGAGCGUGAGGCCAAGGUACUCGACCUCCGCCUUGAACUAUCCGAGAACAGCGUCAAGAAGUUCGCCGGUGAAAGUGUAAGCAAAGCAGCCUUUUAG